AUGGCAGGCUUGGUCGAGACGAACUGUUGGACAAAAGGAACCGAGCAUGGAAUCCACAUGAUUUCGAAGAGGAAAAUGCCCUUCAGUCGUCUCCCCGAACUUUACGCUUCUUCGCCCUGUCCUACUCUGGACGAUUGGCAGGCGUUGUGGGCGGCAUGGGAUGCUGUUACACAGGAAAUGCUCCCAAGAGAGGAGUUGCUGGAUCAACCCAUCAAGCUUCGCAAUGCUUGCAUCUUCUACCUUGGGCAUAUCCCCGGGUUCCUAGACAUUCAGUUGUGCAAAACUACAAGGACGCCUCCGACUGAGCCAGCCCACUUUCAGCCAAUGUUCGAGCGGGGCAUCGACCCUGAUGUCGAUAAUCCGGAGCAAUGCCACUCUCAUUCCGAAAUCCCUGAUGAAUGGCCUGCAGUGGAAGAAAUUCUUCAGUACCAGCAACGUGUACGAUCCAGGCUACUUGACCAGUACAAGAAUGGAAUCAAUAACAUCCCCAGAGCUGCUGCUCAAGGGAUCUGGGUGGGAUUUGAGCACGAGAUCAUGCACAUGGAGACGCUCCUUUAUAUGAUGCUCCAGAGCGACAAGACUGUCCCUCCUCCUGAUGUUCUGCGCCCGGACUUCAAGCGCUUGGCCAAUAAAGCUCGCCGGUCCCGGGUAUCCAACCAGUGGCACGAUGUACCUGCUCAGUCUAUUGUUGUAGGCAUGGACGAGCCUGAUCUUGACGCUGGCGUCAACGGGUACUUUGGCUGGGACAAUGAAAGACCUGCAAGGAAGACCAAUGUUCAUGCGUUCCAGGCACAAGGACGACCAAUCACAAAUGAGGAGUAUGCGCAAUACAUGUUUGAAAACCACAUCAAAAAGGUCCCUGCAUCAUGGGCCGAUGUUCAAGCUGCAGAGUCCGAUUCUGACACGGUCCUGGACGCGAAUGGACAAACAUUUCUUACCAAUGGAAAUACAAAUGGCCAUGUCAACGGGGUCAACGGGCAUGCCAACGGUCACGUCAAUGGCCACACAAACGGUCAUGUCAAUGGCACUACAAAUGGACAUGUGAAUGGACACCAGAACGGGGAUAGUGUCGUCCCCGAUUCAUUCCUUGACGGCAUUGCAGUUCGCACGGUUUAUGGCUUGGUUCCGCUGAAAUAUGCUCUAGACUGGCCCAUCUUCGCAUCUUUCGAUGAACUCUCUGGAUGUGCAGCAUGGAUGGGAGGCCGAAUCCCGACAUUUGAGGAGGCUCGAAGCAUCUACACUUACGUUCAUAACUCGAAGAAGAUGGAAGCUGAGCGUACGCUGGGCAGGACGGUACCAGCAGUCAACGGCCACCUGUCGAAUGAUGGAGUCGAGGAAACACCACCAAAGAAGAAGUCGCUUGAGGCCGCGGAGGUUCGAUCGGAGCUAUUCGCGGACCUCGAUGGUGCCAAUGUCGGCUUGCAGCAUUGGCACCCGGUUCCCGUGACGGCCGACGGCGGUCGCCUCGCGGGACAGGGUGAGCUCGGCGGUGUCUGGGAGUGGACCAGCACGCCCCUUGCUCGUCAUGAGGGGUUCGAGCCUAUGCCUCUAUACCCUCAGUACACGGCCGACUUCUUCGAUGGCAAGCACAACAUCGUGCUUGGAGGAUCGUGGUCAACGCAUCCCCGCAUCGCCGGCCGAAGAUCAUUUGUCAACUGGUAUCAACGAAACUACCCCUUUGCCUGGUGUGGCGCAAGACUCGUCAGGGAUAUCAAAUAA
Molecule: messenger RNA, 1719 nt
Organism: Colletotrichum lupini
Lineage: Eukaryota; Fungi; Ascomycota; Sordariomycetes; Glomerellales; Glomerellaceae
Exons: 7
Coding region: 1-1719 (572 amino acids)
Source: RefSeq, a predicted model, not a curated record